Hydatigera taeniaeformis is the source of this 3333-nucleotide messenger RNA. NCBI's taxonomy places the organism in Eukaryota, Metazoa, Platyhelminthes, Cestoda, Cyclophyllidea, Taeniidae. The record is from the annotation of a GenBank genome assembly.
AUGUGUGUGUCAAAUAGUCAAGUCUUCUCCUCCUCCUCCUCCUCCUACAACGUUGCCACCUAUUCACUGAUACGCCAUCAAACCGAAACGUCAAGUUCAGUGUGCACAUGUGAUCACUACAGAUGCUCCGAGAAGUGGUACAAAGAGCCCAUCUGUGGUGAUGAUGGUGUCACCUAUCCGGGCGACUGUUUUCUCAAACAAGCUGCCUGUAUUCAACAAUCUCCCAAGCACAAACUUCACAGUGGUUCCUGCAAAACAUCCAAUCAAGAUGAUCGGUGUUUUCGGUAUCGGUUUCCUCUGGGCAGUGGGGUGAAUAAUCCCUGUCAAGGGUACACUUGUCCAUUCAAUGCUUGGUGCAUACCCUCGGACGAUUUCACCUCGCCUCGAUGUGUUUGUCAUCAGACGUGCUAUGAUUUGGGGGAUUCGGAUGAGUCUGUUCCAGUUUGUGGGUCCAAUGGUGUAAAUUACAAGAAUGUGUGCCAUCUUAAGCGAGAAGCAUGCUCUCUCAAGGUUAAUAUUUCCGUAAAGUAUUGGGGCCGUUGUGAUCCAUGUGAUACAGUUAAUUGUCCAGUGGAUUCGGUGUGUCGAUUGGAUGAACGACGACUUCCAAGUUGUCGUUGUGGUGAGGAGGAGUGUGAUGCCUCAAUGAAUCGACCGGUGUGUGCCAAUGAUGGUAGAACGUACGCCAGUAUUUGCACUAUGCGACAGCAAGCCUGUCUAAGAGAUCAACAACUUCGAAUUCUAUUCGAUGACAACUGUGCAGCUGGUAUGAAUCCGUGCUUGGAGCAGGGUUGUCCAUGGCCUGGAGAGGAGUGCAGAGUGGACAUUCAAGGCAGAAAGACGUGUAUCUGUCCAGAUCGGUGUCCACCUAUUGUUGUGCCUGUCUGUGGUUCAGAUGGCAUCACCUAUGACAGUGUUUGUCACCUUCUACGAACAGCUUGUCUCAAAAAGAAGCAUAUUUGGGUUGUUUAUGCUGGACAGUGCGUCCUUCUAGGAAACGUGUGUGAAAGACAGGGACUUUAUUGUCGGCGUUAUGAAAUAUGCAGCCAGGAGAGCAGUCAAGUGAAUCAUGACAUGUCUCUUGCCUACGUUCCUCCAUCUCCCAAGUGCACCUGUCCCAUCUGUCCCGAGAGUGGUUUGGGUGGCAAGGUCUGUGGAAGUGAUGGACGAACCUAUCGAAGUGAAUGUCACCUACGAGCCGCUGCUUGUCAGACUGCCUCUUCUGACCUCGAAAUUCGACAACGUGGUGCAUGCGAUGCCUGUCAGAAUAAGAAAUGUCAAUUCUACUCAAUGUGUCAAACUGACGAGGCUGGUCGAGCCUUCUGCGCUUGUCCCACCAACUGUCUGAUGGUUAAUAUGCCAGUUUGUGGAUCAGAUGGUCGAACCUACAGUAAUGAGUGUCUGUUGAAAGUUCACGCCUGUUCCAUCCAAAAGGAUGUCCGUGUAAUUGACACUAAACCAUGUGCCACUUGUGCCAAGCCUUGUCCGCUGGGAAUGCGAUGUUUGGGGGGACAGUGUGUGUGUCGUGAGAGCUGUCCCAAACCCAGUUUGGCAGGUGAAGUGUGUGGCACUGAUGGUCGUAUGUAUCCCAGUGCCUGUGAACUGCGACGACAGGCGUGUAUCAAUAAGGUGACAGUGAAAAUUGACGGCUCUGGACUGGCUUGUCGCAAACCCACAUUAUUCAAUACCAACACCUCCACCUCCAUUGACAUACAAGCAGAUGAGGUGAUUGAAAAUGCUUGCGGAUGCAACAAGGUGGGAUCACGUGACCAAUUCUGCGACAGCAAAGGUCGUUGUCGAUGCCAUUGGGGUGUUGAAGGCACCAAAUGUGAUCAAUGCGCGUCGGGCUAUUGGGGCAUUUCAAAUGGCAAACCGUGUGUCAGCUGCUCCUGCAAUCCCUUCGGUUCCAUCAGUGUGACCACGUGUGAUGCCGAUUCGGGUCAGUGUAAAUGCAAACCAGGCAUUCGUGGACAGCAGUGUGACAUCUGCCCCGAUGGGCAACCACUAACAGGAGAGCAUUGCAAUGAACCGCUGUCAAAGGUGGUCGAAGGGAAGGCAAAAAUGCCCAACUCAGAUGGGGAGGCAUUGGUGUGGGGCAUUAAUUUGACACCAUUGUCCACAGCAUUUAUACCCUUCAGCCAGUCUGUAGCGCCUCCAUUUACAGUCACUCUCAAUGUCACACCUUCUAUCAGCGUUUCCGAGGGUGAUGUUGCCCUCCUUGUGCUUCAACGUAACAACCAAGUCAGUCAGUACAGCUUCCUCAAGAUAGGUCUUUCAUCAUCUGCCAACUUGGAAGUGAGCUAUGUGAGUAAACUGGGAACGGGAAAAAUGCGCUACAUUGUGACUAAGGAAAGACUGGAAGCGCUUCCAAUGACAGUUUCUGCAGAAGUGACAAAGGAUGAAGACUUGCGUCUUUAUGUAGCCAGUUUGACCACUUUCAGUGCUGUGGAAGGCGCUAGUUCACGACUCAUUCGACCUGAUGAAUAUGCUGCAAUGCUUGACAAUCGUGGUAUGGGACUGGUGCUUGGAUGCCUUUCACCGAAUGGAGCCUUGGGACGGAGGUGUGGAUUCUCCGGUUGCCUAACUGGUGUUGAGUUGCUUUACUUUCCAAGUGAUGGACAAAUGGAGGAGAGGCAUGUCUUUGUGCGAAAUGGAAAAGCAAGUGGAUUGGAAUGGAAGCAUCCACCAAGCGAUGGAAUUGAAACGUGUGUUAGACAAGUGCCAAGUCUCGAGGUGGUGGCAAAGGUGCCACUCAAUUCACGGGCUCAAGUCAACUGUGGCUCCACCAAUCCUUGUCAAAAUGGCGGACAAUGCAUCGCAGUGGGAGAUGGAGGCUUCAAGAAGUGUGUCUGUCUGCCAGGAUGGCAGGGCAUUCAUUGUCAGUCAGAGGCAACGAUAAUUCCGGAGUUCAAUGGCAAGGCCUUCAUACGACUGGCUGGUCCGACGGGUGCUGAAUCGCUGAGGAAACGCAAAAUGAGUAUGGAGCUAAUCUUUUUACGAUUAUCAACUGACGAAGGCAUCAUGCUUGCAAUACCACCAAGUCAAACAGGAUCGGAGAUGAUUGUGAUACGAGCGGAGGCGGAUGAGUGUGUAAAGGUCUACCUCCGUGUGGGUCGCAUCAGUCAAUUCGCUCACACCUACUUCUACAACUGGCUUGUGCAACGCUUUGGACCACGUCAAAGACUGGCUAUUGCCAAAAUCUGCUCCGUGGCUAACAAUGAGUGGCACAAAUUGAGCAUUGACAAGACCAGCCUCUACAUGACCGUUGAAGUGGAUGGCAAAACAUCCACCACUUUGCGUCUUUUUGCCCUCUGCCUCCUCGCCACCAACUAG